AUGAGGGGAAUAUUGGUGAAAUUUUUUAUCAGACUGGCUUUGGAGGAUAUUUCAAACAAGAGCUUGCCUGUGAAGAAUCAUGUGAAGGAAAGUUGUCAGAAUACUGGUGUGGCAAUUAGAAAUCUCUUUGGAAGUCGUCAGGCUGCUAGUGUGGCAAGUAGAAGUACCAUUGGUAUAUCUUAUUCUACAGGAAGAGUGGGAUUUCAAGGCAAGAAAAGUGUUGUUGCUGGUUCUCUACAUGAGCAAUUUGCGAGCUGGGGUAGUGGACAACCAGUUCAAAAGGAAAAAGGGUUGUAUAUCUUUGGGCAGCAGCCACCCAAUAUAGGGGAGAUGGCUACUAGUAGGGAUGACAACUCUGGUUCUGACAGUGAUGAUGAAGUGCUAAUCCUUUCUGAUAGUGAGGGUUUGGAUCCCACAGAGAAAAUGGACUUUUCGGAAGGACACAUUAGUUCACAUGGUGGACACUUGGCAAGAGCAACGAGCUCCAAAUUUAAGUCUAAUGUGCUUGAUUUGAUUCGCACUCAUCGAUUGGAUAUGCUUUUUCUUUGUGAGCCUCGUAUAAGUGGAGCAAAGGCUACUUCUGUAGUUAAGUCUCUCGGCUUUCCUUGCUUUGAAAUUGUUGACGUUGUGGGGUUCUCUGGUGGUUUGUGGCUAUUAUGGGAUUAUUCCAGAGUUCAUGUAGAAGUUGUUGGCACCUCUGAUCAAACGAUUUCUGCUUGUGUGGCUCGCAAUGGUCAAGACCCUUGGCUUUUUACUGGUGUUUAUGCUAGUCCUAAUGUUGUCAAGCGAGUGAAAAUGUGGGACUAUCUCUCUUUUGUUGCUGCAAGUCAUAAUAUGCCUUGGUUGAUUGCCGGGGAUUUUAAUGGGUUACUUACUGCUGAUGAGAAGUUUGGUGGAGCUUUAGAGUGCAAAUCUAAAGGUUUUAGAAACUGGGUUGAUGGUAAUGAGAUGAUUGAUUUGGGUUAUUCUGGACCUAAAUUUACAUGGAACAAUAAGAGAGUCUAUGCAAGCAUUUGCCUAGGACUACUUCUGAUCACAAUCCAAUCAAGAUUAAGAAGCGGAAUGCCUGUUUGUUGGCUCGUCUUAAUGUUGUUCUCUCAAGAGAUUGUGAAGCAUAGUUACCUAACUUUACCUAAGUUGUUCCCUGUUAUUGAUGCGGCUAAUCUGGAGUUGCUUGAGAAGGAAGUUGAUAUGGCUGAGAUUAAGCAAAGUUUGUUUGGGAUUGGAGGUUUGAAAGCUCUUGGUGUAUAUGGGUUUCCAGCUUGUUUCUAUCAAGCUCAAUGGAAUAAAUGUGCUGAUGAUAUUUUUGCAAUGGUGACUCAAGCUUUUCAGAAGUGCAGCAUCCCUGACAAGCUGAAUUACACUUUAAUAACUCUGGUGCCUAAAUUGCAAAGCCCCCAGUCUAUGGUCCAGUUUAGGCCUAUAAGCUUAUGCUCUACUCUGUACAAGGUCAUUUCUAAAAUCCUUGUGGCUCGGUUAAGGCCUAUUCUUCCUAAUCUUAUAAGUCCCAACCAAGAGUUAAUGCAUAAAUUUAAGUUGUCUAAAGGGAAAAAAGGGUUUGUCGCUUGGAAAAUAGACCUCUCUAAGGCCUAUGACAGGUUGAGUUGGCAUUUUGUUGAGUAUGUGCUUCUUGAAUUGAGGCUACCUGCUCCAUUGGUUAAGUUGAUAAUGAACUGUGUUCAGUCUGUGAGAUAUCAGAUUAAUGUGAAUGGGGAAUUGACUGCUCCUUUUAGUCCUAUGAAUGGUAUUAGACAGGGAGAUCCCUUAUCUCCCUACCUCUUUGUUCUCUGUAUUAAAAAACUCUCUCAUGUUAUCUAUGAUGCUGUUAGUAAGAAUAAGUGGCGGCCUGUGAAAUCUUCUCAGUCUGGCCCUGCAAUCUCCCACCUUUUUUUUGCUGAUGAUCUUGUGUUGUUUGCGGAGGCUAGUGCUAGCCAAGCUAAAAUUAUGAAGAGUUGUCUGGAUUUGUUUUGCUCUGCUUCUGGACAAGUAGUCAAUUUUGAUAAGUCUGCUAUCUUCUACUCUCCUAACACUUGUAAAGAGGUUGCUAAGGAGACAAGUUUGAUUUGUGGCUCUCCUCUCACUAAUGACCUUGGUAAAGGAGGUUUGGGGUUUAAAAAGACUGCUAGUAUGAAUCAGGCUCUUCUUGCUAAGAUUGGGUGGAGAUUGCAUUCUAAGGACAAUGGUUUAUGGGCAAAAAUUUAUGAGGCUAAGUAUCUUAAAGGGGCUUCUAUUUUUGAUAAUUCUCUUGGAGCAAGGCAGGUUUGCACCACUACUUGGAGGAGUAUUAUGCAUGGUAUUCAGUUGCUUAUGCAAGGGAUGCGUUGGAGAAUAGGUCGGGGAGAUAGUGUAAAAUUCUAG
Prunus armeniaca (apricot) is the source of this 2358-nucleotide messenger RNA. NCBI's taxonomy places the organism in Eukaryota, Viridiplantae, Streptophyta, Magnoliopsida, Rosales, Rosaceae. The record is from the annotation of a GenBank genome assembly.